Alosa sapidissima (American shad) is the source of this 2419-nucleotide messenger RNA. It is a transcript of the gene pdzk1, whose product is annotated as PDZ domain containing 1. Gene Ontology annotation, molecular function: protein-membrane adaptor activity; signaling receptor binding. Gene Ontology annotation, biological process: protein localization to plasma membrane. NCBI's taxonomy places the organism in Eukaryota, Metazoa, Chordata, Actinopteri, Clupeiformes, Clupeidae. Gene Ontology annotation, cellular component: apical plasma membrane. Bases 160 to 1815 code for a protein of 551 amino acids. The transcript is spliced from 10 exons. The record is from RefSeq and is a predicted model, not a curated record.
GAGAAGUGCGGUUGAAUAACUCAGCCUUUAACUCCACCUUUGGCCUGUCAAAGUCCCCUGUGCGCGGUCUCACACACGUAGAUAACACCUGGGUGGGACAGGUGACAACCUCCUUCAGUCCGGGACACGGUCAGAGCAGGAGCUGCCAGGUGAGAAAAGAUGGCUGGGAUCAAACCACGGGUGAUUGUCCUGUCCAAGCGCGACGGCCAGACCUUCGGGUUCUUCCUGCGCGUGGAGAAAGAUGAGGAGGGCCACCUAAUCCGCAGCCUGGACAUGGGCGGCCCAGCAGAGCUCGCCGGCCUCAAGGACGGAGACCGCAUCAUCAGGGUCAAUGGCGUCUUCGUCGACAACACAGAGCAUGCUCAGGUUGCAGAUCUGGUGAGGAAGAGUGGGAUGUCGGUGACAUUCCAUGUCCUCAGCGAGGCUGCGUACAAACAGGCCAAAGAGGAGGGAUGGGACCUGGCAGAGAUACCACGCCAGAUCGCCGUGAACGGGGUCGCCGGCUCUAGCUCCAAGCCCAAACUAUGUUACCUCACCAAGUCCACGGCGGGUUUUGGCUUCUCCCUUAAGAGUGUGAAAGGGCAGAGUGGUGUGUUCAUGAUGGACGUUUCCCGUGGCGGCUCAGCUGAUACUGCAGGUGUGAAGGAGAAUGACCGCCUUGUGGAGGUCAACGGGGAGAAUGUUGAGAAUUCCAACCAUGAACAAGUCGUGGAGAAGGUGAAAGCCUCAGGCAGCAAUGUCAUGUUCCUACUGGUGGACGCCGACACAGACAGAUUCUACAAAAACAAACAGAUCCGCUUGGGACCCGGCCUCGCCACAGUCAAGCACCUCCCCCACAAGCCCCGUAUCGCCGAGCUGACCAAAGGCUCCGACGGCUACGGCUUCUUCCUCAGGAAAGAACCCAAAAUGGCAGGUCACUACGUCAAGGACAUAGACCGUGGCAGCCCCGCAGAGAGGGCUGGCCUGAAAGAAAUGGACCGGCUGGUUGCCGUGGCAGGGGAGGAGGUGGGCCAGUGCACGCACGACCAGGUGGUGGACAAGAUCCGGCAGGAAGGAGACAAAUGCUGCCUCCUGGUGGUGGACGCCGUGACAGACAAGAUGUACAAACUGGGUAAAGCCUCCCCUCUCCUCUUCUGGGAGGAAACUCGGGCUUCCGCAGCCAGCCAACCUGAGCCAACCAAAAAGCCAGAGCCCCGCCUUGCUACACCUCCACCCAGCCCCAUACCCACAAAAGCACCAGCACCAGCACCAGCAGAGGACUAUAAACCUAAACUAUGCCAGCUUGUGAAGACCGCCUCCGGUUUUGGCUUCCAUCUCAACGGCAUCCAGGGUGUGCCUGGGCAGUACAUCAAAGAGGUGGUGAGGGGUGGAGCUGCAGACAAGGCCGGUGUGGAGGAGGAUGACAUCGUGGUGGAGGUGAACGAUGUGAACGUGGAGAAGAGCUCCCAUGAGGAGGUGGUGGAGAUGAUCCGUGGCACGGGCAACACACUGCGCCUCCUUUUGGCCGGAAGGAGCGCUUACGACCACCUGAAAGCCACUGGCGUGGCCGUCACCCUCGCGCUGCUGGGCCUGGAAGCGCCCAGGGCGCCCAGCCCAAAGCUCCCGGAGGUGAGGGAAGAGGAGGAGGAGGAGGAGGAGAAGAAGAUGAAAGAGGUGAGGACAGAAGAGAAGGAGAAGGAAGAGAAAGCAGAGGAGGAGAAGGAAGAGAGAGCAGAGGAGGCUGCCAGGCCUGAUACACCAGCGAGCGAGCCACGCGCCAGGACACCAUCGGUAUCAUCUUCAUCUUCCAACAGUAGUUUUGAUGAACAACUUUAAAGUCAUUGUAAUGCUAUAAAUGUUACUAUUGCUUAAUUUCCUUUAUUUGUUCAUUACACACAUUGACUAGUGGGUCCUAGUGGGUCCUUAGAAGUAUUGUGCAACAGGUUUCCCCUUAACACAAUACUGAGCAGUAAUUCUAAACUUGGUUAGGUUCUACUAAUGUUGUACUAAGUACUGAUAAGCUUCACAUAUAGGGCAGAUGUCAAAUGAAAAUGUUCAUUUAAGUAGAUGUAUUCACUUAUAGGGACAUGUAAUCUGAUCAGUUAUGCCCUGUCAAGAUAACACUAUUAAUAAUAAGCUUGAUUGCAAUACAAAUUGCAACACUUAUCACUGUAGUAACAUUUUAGUAAAUGUUAUCAGUUUGCUGCAUCAUAUGAGCUGACCAUAGCAAUCACAUGAGGAGAUGGAUGAUGACCACAAAAAAAAAAGAAAUACUGGACAUUGAACUGGUGCCAAAAGACUGUUUGUGAUCUCAACAUCCCUGAGGAAAGUUUGUCAGGACAGUCUUGUGAGAUGUUGACUGACCUCUGUAGGUGUUCUAUUGUUGUGAUGAAUGCUAUGUUGGUGAAUUAAACUGCCUUCCUGGCAAUCAGUGAAUGUU